Molecule: messenger RNA, 1345 nt
Organism: Aspergillus ibericus CBS 121593
Lineage: Eukaryota; Fungi; Ascomycota; Eurotiomycetes; Eurotiales; Aspergillaceae
Product: DCN1 family protein
Exons: 5
Coding region: 366-1175 (269 amino acids)
Biological process (GO): protein neddylation; positive regulation of ubiquitin-protein transferase activity
Cellular component (GO): ubiquitin ligase complex
Molecular function (GO): cullin family protein binding; ubiquitin-like protein binding; ubiquitin conjugating enzyme binding
Source: RefSeq, a predicted model, not a curated record
GUCUCCGGAGUCUUUCUGGGAGACAACCAGGAUUAGUUGCAAUCUUAAUCAAAUUGUCUUUCACGAUUCCGUAUAUAUCAAUUGCCACCAGAUCGAGCUGGGCAGAUGAGGAUUGCUGUUAGAUGCGGGGCACGUGCACGGGAAUCUCAGUCAGCGAGUCUCGACUCGGAGAUGCGCAGUUUCCCCAUCUAGUGAAUCCAGCAGCCGGACAAUCUUCCCUUUGGUAUAUCCUCUCGCUUGCAGCGGUUCCUUUGACGACUAAAAGCCCCUUGAGCUCUUUGCUCUCUCGUUCCUACCCGGACAGACCUCCACAGAUUCUACAUCAGUAAAUCUUCCCCGCAGGCCACUGCCUGCCUCACCCCACCAUGCCGCCUUACUCGAGCGCCCAGAAGCAACAAAUAACGCAGUUUGUGAACCUCACUCAAGCGAAGGAUACAUCAGCAGCGAAGUUCCUGAAAGCAGCUAGAUGGAACCUGGAAGAAGCAAUUGAUGCAUACUUCCAGAGCUCCUCCGGUACUGUUGCUAGCACGUCUGCCAUCCACAAGGUCUUUGACAGUUAUCGAGAUUCACCCACAGACAACCCCGAUGGCAUCGGAAUCGAAGGAGCCAUGAAAUUCUACGGAGACAUCAAAGUAGGACUGGACGAAGUCGCAUGUCUCGGGAUCGCAGAGCUCCUCAAGUCCCCAUCUAUGGGCGAAUUCACCCGCGAAGGAUUUCUCAACGGCUGGAGAGCCACCGGCUGCGACUCAGUGGGCAAAAUGAUCACCCAAGCUGCAGACAUCCGCGAACGGAUUCCCAUCCAACCAGACCUCUUCCGCCGCGUGUACCGCUUCACCUUCCCGCUCUGCCGCAUGCAAGGCCAGCGCAACCUGCAGUUCGAGAUUGCCGCCGAACAGUGGCGACUCUUCUUCACGCCGCAAAACGGCGGAGUCCAGUGGAAUACCGCUACGACUCCGUGGUUGGAUUGGUGGAUUGAGUUCCUGGAGGAGCGCGGAAAGCGUCCCGUGAAUAAGGAUCUGUGGGAGCAAGUGGAGGUGUUCAUGCGCAAGACUCAGGAUGAUGAGGAAUUUGGAUGGUGGACUGCCGAUGGGGCGUGGCCGGGUGCUUUGGAUGACUUUGUUGAGUGGGUGCAGAAGAAGAGGGGAAAGAGCUCGGAAGCUAUGGAUGUUGAGUAGAGGGGCGCGUCCUCGGUAGAAUCAAAUGGGAUUGCCUCCUCGGAGGUUACGUUGGCAUUUACGAGUGGUGGCUUGUAGAUGGGGAAUCUUGAGAUUUGUAUUGACAUCGGGUACUAUGGCAUUGAGAGGAAGAGGUAUGCAGAUGGUCGCCAGGAUAAAUAAGAGAAAAC